Molecule: messenger RNA, 4058 nt
Organism: Microplitis mediator
Lineage: Eukaryota; Metazoa; Arthropoda; Insecta; Hymenoptera; Braconidae
Gene: cdi
Exons: 5
Coding region: 855-3794 (979 amino acids)
Biological process (GO): actin cytoskeleton organization; protein phosphorylation
Cellular component (GO): nucleus; cytoplasm
Molecular function (GO): protein serine/threonine kinase activity; ATP binding
Source: RefSeq, a predicted model, not a curated record
AAGCCUGGUUACGGGUGACUGAUAGCAAUCACAUUUUUGCACAUUUUCGUAAUGGCAAGUGGCUAUCGUUGAGGUUGUCAGUGAGUUUAUCCAAUGGUGUUAAAUUUUUUAAUUAUUCCUGAUUAUUAUGAUGAGUAUUUAUAAAUGGAUUCAAUGUUUAUUUGGAUUACAUUGAAAGUUAAACUAAUACUUGGAGUCCAAAAUAAAAGUUAAAAAAUUUAAAAACUAAUUAAUUUAUAACACUUUAUUCUGCUUAUGCACUGUCAUUAUUUAUUAAUGUUUGAAAUCGUUCUCGAAACAUUUGGUGUUGUGCGAAAAUAAUAAAAGUGCGACAUCAUGAAAACUUAUUUGGUAAUUUUACAAAAACUGUCUGACAUCAAAGAUUUAUUGGAUAAUCUUCAUAAUAUUGAUACUAAGCUCAAGUGACAACAUGUUGGAUUGUUGAUUGGAUUAAUAUUUUUAUAUAAUGACUUUUAGUAGAAUAAAUCAGCAUUGGAUUCAAUGAAUUUUCUUCGAUUCCAUUACUUUUAUUGUUUAAUACUAUAUUUACUAGUAAAUAUUAUAAAUUGUAGAAAUUGUGCUGUUUUAUUCUGGAGUUAACUAGUUUUAUAGUACAUUCAAACGACUGAUUACUUUGUUUUCUCUGUUAUUUAUUUGAGAAUCAAAUAAAUACAAUAGUAAUAAUUAUGUCAGCUAAUGAAUUUUAUGUUUUUUUAAGUUAUAAUUUUGACGACAGUUCUAUAAAUGAUAUUCAAUAAAAAAAGCUGGUCAAUAAAUAUUUACAAUGUAGGGUUGUAAUUUUUGCAACUCUUAUUUAAUGUUUUGGUCGUGGUCUUCCGUUAUAAAAAAAGAAAAUGUUGGGCAACGUGUCAAACGCAAGUGCCAGUGGACACAUUAGUGUAUUACAUUCAAAACAAGGAAUAAGAACUUCAAACACACGUUUAUCAUGUUUUUCAGUAGAUGAAAACGCCUCUGAAACUAGUGAAGAGAAACUUAAGUCUAGAAAAAUUAAAGAUAAUAAUAGAGUUAUGGUUGUUUCAGAAACAAAUAUUAAUUCACAAUUAUCAAAUUUAUGUAAAAGAUCAUGCCAAUUACCAUGCUCUUACAAAACUGAAAAUUUUAUACCUAAAACUACUUGUAGUGUUGAUUCGAAAUUUUCUAAAAGCUCACAAAGUAAUCAAGCAAAUAAAAUAUUUUUACGACCAAAAUCAUCUCCUAUAAUUACUUCAACAGUUCAUAAAUGCUCAACUAACACUGAUUGUCCCAAACUUUUGAUUGGUCCAAAGUCAGAAUGUUCUGUUUCUCAUAGUGCUUCCAAAUCUACCAAAAAUUCAUCUUCAUCUGAUUUAAAUUGUUUAUAUGUACAAACCAAUACCAAUAAAGAAUUGUUAAGCAGUUCGAAAAAAUUAUUCUCAGUCCAUCACGAUAUGCAUGUUAAUAAUGAGCCGUGUUCUAGUGGUCAAGAAUUCGUUCAUAGAGAUCAAUAUAUAAGUAAAAUUUCAAAUCCAAAAUCAGUUUUACCCAUCAAGUCUAACAAAGUGAUAUGUAAUGAAGCUGAUAAAAACAAUUCAUGUUCAGUUAGAAACAUGGAGGAUUGUCCUAUAUUAAGUAAGGAAACAUCAUCGGAAAUUCAAAAUACAAUAUCACGUCCGAUUUUUAAUAAUGACAACUCUAAUAUUACUGAUCAAACGGUAAAUUUAGAUGGAAAGAAUUCUCCAAUAAAUAAUCUCGAUUUUGCAACAACGUCUUUGAUAGAUGAAAAACGUUGUGGUCAAGAAAUGCAAAAUCAUUGUAUAACCUUUUUGCCUCAAGAUUUACCUACAGAAUUACAGUCUUCCCCCGUAAGUUAUAAGGACAGAGAAAAAUGUCAAGAUUCUUGGCGACCUACAGAGCUUGAAGGAAAUUUACUGUGUUCCAUCCAACAAUAUAAUAGUGAUAAUAUUCAAGAACAUAUUAUGAGGAGAAGAACUGGUGCAUCUUGUCAAGCAUUGAGGCACGCCGUUUCGUCUCUGAACAGACUAGAUGACUUUUAUACAGAAAAAAUCGGCUCUGGGUUUUUUUCUGAAGUUUUUAAGGUUACUCACAAGGUAACGGGACAAAUUAUGGUUCUUAAGAUGAAUCAGCUACCCGCAAACAGACCGAACAUGCUGAAAGAAGUUCAGUUGAUGAAUAAACUCAAUCAUCCUAACAUACUUAGAUUUAUGGGUGUUUGUGUACACGAGGGUCAGCUACAUGCAUUAACAGAAUACAUUAACAAUGGCAGCUUAGAGCAGCUUAUCAUGGCUAGGCAUAAACCAUUAAGUCACUUAACAAAGAUGAACCUUGCCAAAGACAUAGCGCGAGGAAUGUCAUAUCUUCAUAGUCGAGGGAUUUUUCAUCGUGAUUUGACUUCAAAGAACGUCUUAAUUAAACGUCUUGAGAUAACUGAAGCACUUAUGGCAGUAGUUGGUGAUUUCGGACUUGCAGCCAAAAUUCCGGAUCCUAGUUCAGGAUAUCGAUUAAGUACAGUUGGAAGUCCUUACUGGAUGUCUCCAGAAUGUUUAAAAGGACAGUGGUAUGAUCACCGAUCAGAUAUUUUUUCUUUCGGUAUAGUAAUAUGUGAAUUAAUUGGACGUGUACCUGCUGAUCCUGAUGUUCUUCCGCGCUCAGAUAAUUUUGGCCUUGAUUAUCUUGCUGUAGCAGAAAUUUGCGCCCCAGAAGAUCCACCACCUGCAUUUUUACAACUUGCCUUCGAUUGUUGCACCGUGAGUAAUUAUGAGCCGAAAUCUAGGCCAACGUUCCCAGAAAUUGUUACCAUAUUAGAUAAUUUAAUAAGAAAUUAUGAUAAACAAUCAAGAAUUAGUCGUUUGAUACAGCGAUGUGGAGGAACAGCGUUAUUAACUACAAUCGAUGACAGCGUCAGAGAAGGUAGAAAUUUUCAACGUAAAACGGCUAGACAAAGAAGUCGCUCAGCGGACGCUAGAAGCUGCGAUAAUGCAACGCCUUCAGAUAAAGCUCGGUGUCAUUCAGCUAGGCGAGUCGCCGAACUUGCUAGUCGAAGGGAUCCUCAUUAUCGACCUAUGACAGCAAAUCCUUUUCAAGCAUUAAGUGGAAUUAAAAAGAUUCUAGGUGAUCUUUUUUCUAGUUGCCUUGAACUUCCGUCUCUUGAAGAUAUUAGACCCAGUAUUUUAGAUAGUGUUGAUUCUAAAUUUAAACUAGCACGAAAUGACGAUAUUGUGAAAGUUUUGGAACGAAAGAAACCAAAGUCAGAGCCAAGUAGUCCAACCGCUAGAAAAAAAUGGGAGAAAAAGGUUAUUGCAAAAAUUGGUGCCGCAAGCUUCUUCGCUCAUCCACUCUUCAGGGAAAGCUGGGAACUUCGGAGACGUGGAAGCUGUGAAUCUGGAUUCUGGAGUUGUGUUGGUGAAGAUUUAAGCCCAGAACCACCUAAUCGUCGGCAAACGUCUACAUUGAGUAGUUCAGCAGCUAGUAGUUUGUUUCUGUUGGAUGAUCAUAGAACGAGUUCCAUAUUUACAGACUCUUCCGAGGAUAUUGCAAGUCUUGGUGGUGGAGAUUCAUCUUAUUGGGAAGAGAAAUUGAGCUCUUCUAGUAAGACUAUUUCAAAAAUUGUUGAGUACUUCGAGAGAAAACAAGCUACCGCUAGUAGAAAUAUUCGAGAAGCCACUCCAAAUAGAACUGUGUUGUUGAAAACAAAUCUUGAAGGCAAUAUGCCACUAUGCAGCAUCUCUGCAGCCCAACGACUAGUUAUUUGUGAUGGUGCUGUGAAAAGUAAACUACCCCUUUUUGAUAAAAAAUGACAAGUAUUUUUCUGUGAAGAAUAUGAGUGUUCUUAAAUAAUUAAAAAUUUUGUACUUGUACAAAUUAAUGUACAUUAGUGAAUAUGUAAUGUAGACAUUUUAUACUCUGCCCGAUCAUAGCACUGAUACGAUUCUUAAGUGAUAUAUGGAUUUAUGUUUUGUUUUUAAUUAUUUAAUGGAAAUCGUCAUGGUUAUUUGUUUCUAUUCUUUAUUCAACUUAACUGUUUUAAAACAAAAUAUUUAAAUAAAUAUAUGAUAUGACUA